Anolis sagrei ordinatus is the source of this 2642-nucleotide messenger RNA. It is a transcript of the gene CTSO, whose product is annotated as cathepsin O. The record is from RefSeq and is a predicted model, not a curated record. Lineage: Eukaryota; Metazoa; Chordata; Lepidosauria; Squamata; Anolidae. Gene Ontology annotation, molecular function: cysteine-type endopeptidase activity. Gene Ontology annotation, cellular component: lysosome.
UUCAGUAAUGCAGAUGCGGCCCAAGCAGGAAGUCGCUGUUUGCAGGCGAGGGACUUUGCACAGUUUGCUGGGUGGCAGAGGAGGAGCCCGCAUUGGCGAGAGGGAAACCUCCACUGGGCGUCCCUAUGGAGCUCUGGCUCUGUUUCGUCUCUCUCUUGCCCCUCUUCCUGGUGGAUGGAGCCUGGCCCGAGACCCCAGGAGCAGCCACGGCUUCCCCCGACCCCCAACUUCGGGGCAGCCAGCAGAACGAGGAAGCAGCGGCAGCAGCCAAGUGGGAAAGCAUUUUGAGAAUUAGAUAUCUGAAUUCCUUGUCAAAUGGUGACAACGAUACUGCUUUCUACGGAAUGAAUAAGUUCUCCAAUUUGUUUCCUGAAGAAUUUAGAACUAUUUACCUACAGAGUCAACCUUCGAAAGUUCCCAAAUUUACCCCAGAAGUUAGAGUAGAGGAAACAGAGAAACCCUUACCAGCAAAGUUUGAUUGGCGCGACAGGGGUGUUGUUACACAAGUGAGAAACCAAGGAGUGUGUGGUGGUUGUUGGGCUUUCAGUGCUGUUGGUAUAAUAGAAUCUGUCAAUGCAAUCAAAAAGAAUGUUCUGGAAGAACUCAGCAUACAACAGGUCAUUGACUGUUCAUACUUUAAUUCUGGAUGCCGAGGUGGCUCCCCACUUGAUGCUCUUGGGUGGAUGAAUCAGACAGGUGUGAAAUUAGUGAGAGAUUCAGAAUAUCGUUUUAAAGCUGAAACAGGAUUGUGCCGUUAUUUCAGUCGUGCAGAUUUUGGAGUCUCAAUCAAAGAUUACGCUGGAUAUGGUCUCAGUGACCAGGAAGACACAAUGAAAAAAAUGCUGCUUGAAUGGGGUCCUUUGGCAGUAAUUGUAGAUGCAGCAAGCUGGCAAGAUUACCUUGGUGGUAUCAUACAGUAUCAUUGUUAUAGUGGAGAAUCAAAUCAUGCUGUUAUAGUUACAGGUUAUGAUACAACAGGUAGCAUUCCUUUCUGGAUUGUAAGGAACUCCUGGGGAUCAGACUGGGGGAUAAAUGGCUAUGUUCAUAUUAAAAUGGGUUCCAAUGUAUGUGGUAUUGCUGAUGAAGUUUCCGCUGCAUUUCUAUGAAAUUGCUGCUUUGCAUAAAGCAUCUGUGGCAAUCCUGAUGCACAAAUUAUUUUCCAGGUUUUAUACUAUUUAUGGGCAUUUAAAUUACAACAAAUCUCAGAACAUAGAAGUAUUCCAUUCCAGCCAAUACCGGGGGCAUUUACUGUUGGUGAACUUGUUGGUGAACUUGAUGGCUGCUAUAAGAACACAGAUUGUACCACAACCAUUAAUUUGGUAGAAGGAGGGCUGUAUAUUAUAUAUUACCAGUCCUGGUAUGGAAUUUGGGAAUCUCUUCCUAUUUUGCUUAUCAAAAGGUUUUUAGUAAAUGUUACCACGGCACAUUAUACAGGGAGCUAGAUACCAGGACUGAUCAGAUAUUGGCUGGCUACAAACUACAAACUACAAACCCCAGAAUUCUGCAGGAGGCAGCCACAGGAAUUAAAGUGGAUCCAUGCUCUAGUGUGAUGAGGCCCUAAGCCCAAUAUGUUCUUCCUUUGAGGCCUUAGACAAAAUAUAUUGUGUGUCUCAGUAUCUUGUCUAUAAAAGGGAAAAAAUGACCAACUAGAUUCUAUAUUUCUUAUGAAGUCUAAACACAAGGAAAGGCUACAUAACAUUUUGCAAAUAAAAAUCACAGACUGGUUCUACACUGCUGUAUAAUGCAGUUUGAAUUGCAUUAUACAACAGUGUAGAACUAGCCUGAGUUUUGAAGAACUUGGUUGUUUAGGGUGCACACCCCUGCUUUUCCUAGGGCUACACAGAGUGUGAUUCAGCUUCUUGAAUAGGAAUGGGCACCUUACAAGUGUCAGGGGCCCACAUUGGACCACAUUUCCUAUUGGGGCUACUCCAUUGUUACAGGAGAUUGGCAUGGUGCUCUGCCAUCAGCACAGACUCCACAGCAGUGGUUCUCAACCUGUGGGUCCCCAGAUGUUUUUGCCUACAACUCCCAGAAAUCCCAGCCAGUUUACCAGCUGUUAGGAUAUCUGGGAGUUGAAGGCAAAAAUAUCUGGGGACCCACAAGUUGAGAACCACUGCUCUACAGGCUUCUUCCAAAGGAUAUAGAGGGGAAGGCUGGAUAUAUCAGUGCCUGCACUUCUGUCAAUGGUUCACUGUCAGCAACAUGAGGAAAUGGCCAGGUCUUGUGCAAAGGGACCCCCCCCCCCCCAGCAGAGAUGUUCUUUCCACUCCUGUUCCUGAGUGUUUGUGCUGUACUGGAACCUGGUAUUAUUUCUGUCUGGUAAAUUCAGCCACAGGGUAAUUCUAGUCUUCUGCAUCCAAAGUUGUCAGUUUGAGUCAAACUAACCUUUAUCCUGUUUGUAACUGAAAUUUACCGGUGAUGCUGUUUUUUCUCCUCAAAUGUAUUGUGAGUAGCCUUUUAUAUGCAAAUGAAAAGUAUUUGAGCAUUUCCUCAACUAUUUCUAUAGUGACAUUUGAUAGUUCAGUGAUCAGUUUUGUUUGAAAUAUUUCUAAAUAUUCAUACCAGCUAAAUUGUAAAGAUAUAUUUUAUAUACUCGAGGCAACUAGUUCUUAAUUUUUAUAAUAAAGAAAAAUGAAGAAAAA